Messenger RNA from Xylona heveae TC161, 4565 nucleotides. RefSeq names its product phospholipid-translocating P-type ATPase. The transcript has 5 exons. Gene Ontology annotation, biological process: intracellular protein transport; post-Golgi vesicle-mediated transport; phospholipid translocation. Gene Ontology annotation, cellular component: plasma membrane. Lineage: Eukaryota; Fungi; Ascomycota; Xylonomycetes; Xylonales; Xylonaceae. Gene Ontology annotation, molecular function: ATPase-coupled intramembrane lipid carrier activity; magnesium ion binding; ATP binding. The record is from RefSeq and is a predicted model, not a curated record. The coding region runs from base 83 to 4273 and encodes 1396 amino acids.
UUGAUGGCUAUUGCAUGAAUGACAUUGGGUCUCUUUCUCUACCGGUCGUGACCGCGCGCUUCACGCAGACGUGCGCGCCGUAAUGGCGGGUAGGACAUUCGGGGGUUCAUCCACCUCCGCUGGAAACAAUGAAGGCAAUCUUCUCGACCUUGACGAUUCACGACCUGUUUACAGUUCUGGCGAACGUCCGCCAGUAAAUGACGAUCUUUUAUUGCAGCGAUUUGAUAUCGAUGAUACCGAAGAAGCCCAAUCUCGACCUUCCAUCUCCUAUGAUGACUUUGUCGGAGGAGGGCCCGGCAGAGCUGCCGGCGCAGCUCCAACAGGGCCUGCAACCGUUACGGGAGCUCAGCCUUCUGGGCCUUAUGUUUCUGGAGAUCGCGAUCGCUCUUUCUCACAAACCUCUGGUUUGAACAAUUACCAACGAUAUUCGGACUUGGACGACUUUCCCGACGAUCGAUCGAUGCAAGGCUAUUACAAUGCGGGUGGGGACAUUGAUGAACAUGCUCUGCCAAAUGUCAUGGGCGGCAAGCCUAGGGAUCGAAAUAGCAUUCUCAGCUUAGGUGGGGGUUUGGUGGGCAGGGCCAAGAACAUGCUGGGCAUGGGCGCGAAUUAUUCGGAGAUGGACCUCCCCUUGACCGAAGCAGGCGCGCGGGCAUCGCGACUGGAACCAGAGGGGACGGACGAGGGGGUCAAGCCGACCGAGCACAAGAGGCGAACGGCUGGGAGCUUCAAAUUUGGCUUUGGUCGUGGAAAGGUCGAUCCAUCGACUUUGGGACCGAGGAUCAUUCAUUUAAACAAUCCUCCUGCGAAUUCUGCCAACCGAUACGUCGACAAUCACGUCUCAACUGCAAAGUACAACAUCAUCACCUUUCUUCCCAAGUUUUUAUUUGAGCAAUUUUCCAAAUAUGCCAACUUGUUCUUCCUUUUCACCGCCGUCUUGCAACAGGUUCCCAACAUUUCUCCCACGAAUCGAUGGACAACAGUGGGGCCGCUAGUCAUUGUGCUUUUGGUCUCUGCUGGUAAAGAGUUGAUAGAGGACUUUAAACGGAAGAGCUCAGACAAGUCGCUCAAUUAUUCGAACGCGCGAGUGCUUCGAGGCUCGAAAUUCGAAAACACGAGAUGGGUCAAUGUGUCCGUGGGCGACAUUGUCCGAGUCGAGUCUGAGGAACCGUUCCCAACAGACCUUGUGCUGUUGGCCAGCUCGGAGCCGGAAGGUCUCUGCUACAUUGAGACCGCAAACUUGGACGGCGAGACCAACCUCAAAAUCAAACAAGCCAUUCCGGAGACUGCGAAUUUGGUUAGCCCGACAGAGCUCAGCAGGCUGGGCGGAAGAGUGCGUUCCGAGCAACCAAACAGUAGCCUGUAUACUUAUGAGGCCACCAUGACCAUGCAAGCUGGCGGCGGUGAGAAGGAGCUUCCGCUGAACCCCGACCAGCUGCUGCUUCGAGGCGCUACACUGCGAAACACUCCCUGGGUGCAUGGCAUUGUUGUGUUUACCGGUCAUGAGACGAAACUCAUGCGCAAUGCCACUGCGACUCCAAUCAAGACAACAGCUGUCGAGCGAAUGGUCAAUAUGCAAAUUUUGAUGCUUGUCGGUAUCCUGAUUGCCCUGAGUCUGGUCAGCUCCAUUGGCGAUUUGAUUGUUCGAAUAACCGCACACUCUAAGCUUUCCUACCUUUACUACGGCCACACCAAUGCCGUGGGGCAAUUCUUCUCAGACAUAUUUACUUACUGGGUCCUUUAUUCGAACCUUGUCCCUAUUUCCCUUUUCGUAACGAUAGAGAUUGUCAAGUAUUACCAAGCAUUUCUCAUCAACUGCGAUUUAGACAUCUAUUACGACAAGACGGAUGCGCCUGCUACAUGCCGCACCUCAUCACUUGUGGAAGAGCUGGGUCAGAUUGAGUACAUCUUUUCCGACAAAACCGGGACAUUGACCUGCAACCAGAUGGAAUUCCGACAAUGUUCUAUUGGAGGGAUCCAGUACGCCGAUGAAGUUCCUGAAGAUCGAAGAGCAACCCCAGACAAUAUCGAAGGCGCCGUUUACGACCUCAAACAAUUACGCCAAAAUCUUUCCAGCCAUGAGACAGGUACAGCCAUUCACCAUUUCUUGGCGCUCCUUGCAACUUGCCACACAGUCAUCCCGGAGAGAAACGAAUCGAGCCCGGAUAGUAUCAAAUAUCAGGCAGCUUCACCAGACGAAGGCGCGCUUGUUGAAGGUGCAGUUACCCUAGGCUACCAAUUCGUUGCGCGGAAACCUCGUUCGGUUAUGAUAAGGAUCAAUGGCGAAGAGUUCGAGUACGAGCUUCUGGCUCUCUGCGAGUUCAAUUCCACGAGGAAGCGAAUGUCGACCAUUUACCGUUGCCCCGACGGCAAGAUCAGAUGCUAUACAAAGGGUGCCGAUACUGUCAUCUUGGAACGUCUAGGCAAUGAUAAUCCUAUCGUUGAAGCCACCUUGCAGCAUCUGGAAGAAUAUGCAUCGGAAGGUCUACGUACUCUUUGUCUUUCUAUGCGAGAGAUUCCAGAGCAAGAGUUUCAAGAAUGGUGGAAAAUAUUUGAGAAGGCUUCGACGACUGUGAGCGGUAACCGUGCCGACGAACUCGACAAAGCAGCCGAGCUCAUUGAGCGCGAUUUCGUCCUCCUGGGUGCGACUGCCAUUGAAGACAAGUUGCAGGAUGGUGUACCGGACACUAUCCACACCUUGCAGACGGCGGGUAUCAAAGUCUGGGUGUUGACGGGAGAUCGACAAGAAACCGCCAUCAACAUUGGCAUGAGUUGCAAGCUGAUUAGCGAGGACAUGACGCUCUUGAUAGUUAAUGAAGAGAAUGCAGAGGCAACCAGGGACAAUCUCCAGAAGAAACUGACUGCGAUCCGAAACCAUGCCAGUGGUGGCCCCGAGCUCGAAGCUCUGGCCCUAAUCAUAGACGGUAAAUCCCUGACUUUUGCUCUGGAGAAGAGCAUGGAGAAGAUGUUCCUCGACCUGGCCGUCAUGUGUAAGGCCGUAAUCUGCUGCCGUGUUUCACCCCUGCAGAAAGCCCUUGUUGUUAAGCUAGUCAAGAGACAUUUGAAAGCUAUUCUCCUUGCUAUUGGCGACGGUGCCAAUGACGUUUCCAUGAUCCAAGCUGCACACGUCGGCGUUGGCAUCAGCGGUGUUGAAGGCCUUCAGGCAGCCAGAAGCGCCGACGUAGCCAUUGCCCAGUUCCGCUAUCUCCGCAAACUGCUGCUCGUCCACGGCUCAUGGAGCUAUCAGCGAGUCAGCAAAGUCAUCCUCUAUUCAUUCUAUAAAAACAUUGCUCUCUACAUGACACAAUUCUGGUAUUCCUUCCAAAACAGUUUCUCGGGUGAAGUCAUUUACGAGUCUUGGACACUUUCCUUUUACAACGUCUUCUUUACCGUCUUGCCGCCCCUGGUCAUGGGCAUUUUCGACCAAUUCAUCAGCGCUCGCCUUCUCGACCGCUACCCGCAACUCUACCAGCUCGGCCAGCGUGGCGUUUUCUUCCGCAUGCAUUCCUUCUUCUCAUGGAUCCUGAACGGCUUCUACCACUCCUUACUGCUCUACUUUGCCUCUGAGCUCAUCUGGCUAUACGACAUGCCCCAGAGCGACGGUAAAGUCGCCGGCCACUGGGUCUGGGGAGCCGGCCUGUACACUGCAGCCCUGGCAACGGUCCUGGGCAAAGCAGCCCUAGUGACCAAUGUCUGGACAAAGUACACCGUCAUCGCUAUCCCCGGGUCGAUGAUCAUCUGGAUGAUUUUCCUGCCCGUCUAUGCCACCGUCGCGCCCAAGCUGGGCUUUUCCACGGAAUAUCAUGGCGUGCUGGGAAGAUUGUUUACCAGUCCUGUGUUCUGGCUCAUGGGCCUUGUCCUUCCAGUGUUGUGUCUUCUACGUGACUUUGCUUGGAAAUAUGCCAAACGCAUGUACUACCCGCAAGCAUACCACCACAUUCAGGAAAUUCAGAAAUACAAUAUCCAAGAUUACCGCCCGCGGAUGGAACAAUUCCAAAAAGCCAUCCGCAAAGUCCGCCAAGUCCAACGCAUGCGCAAGCAGCGCGGCUACGCUUUCUCGCAGGCCGACGAGUCGCAAACCCGCGUGCUCCAGGCCUACGAUACCACUCGUGGACGUGGCCGCUUUGGUGAAAUGGCAAGUUCCCGACCGGCCAUGGGCCCGAGUGGCGGCGGCGCAGGCAAUACCGGCUGGGCAGACCGUCAAGGAGGAAGCAGCAGUGGCAGUGGUGGCGGAGCAGGUGGAGGAGGAGGAGGAUAUUCGAAUCCAUUUUAGGAUGUCGAUUGUGUUCUAGUUCCUUUCUUUCCUUUCUGUUAUUUUCUCAUCAUGUUGUUGUGGUUUUUUUUUUUCUCAUUUCAUUUGAAUGGGUUGUUAUUAUUGUUGUUGUUGGUUUUAGAUAUUCCACAUUUGAGUUUCAAUAUCAGGGCGUCGGUAUGAUAUACAUGUCCACUUGUUUCCAGAUUUCGUCAUGUAAACUCUUGUGUCGCUGCUUGGAAAUUAUCUCAAUCCGUACAUGAUCAUACAGUGCCUCGUGUUCAUGUGAUAUAUUCCAGGUAGGUUCAGAGGG